This is a messenger RNA of Tarenaya hassleriana, 2085 nucleotides long. Its product is annotated as glycerol-3-phosphate acyltransferase 1. Gene Ontology annotation, molecular function: phosphatase activity; glycerol-3-phosphate 2-O-acyltransferase activity. Bases 71 to 1729 code for a protein of 552 amino acids. The transcript is spliced from 2 exons. Gene Ontology annotation, biological process: cutin biosynthetic process. The record is from RefSeq and is a predicted model, not a curated record. Lineage: Eukaryota; Viridiplantae; Streptophyta; Magnoliopsida; Brassicales; Cleomaceae. Gene Ontology annotation, cellular component: membrane.
GUCUCCUCCAUCACAAGAACUCUCUCUCUCUCUCUCUCUCUCUCUCUCUCUGAGCUCUGAAACCAUAGCCAUGGUGUUUCCAAUGGUUCUGGUGAAGAUUGCUGAGUGGGUUCUGUACCAUCUUCUGGGCAAUUCUUGUUACAAAGCCGCAAGAAAGCUGAGGAAUCUUCUCACUUUCUCAAAGUCUUCACCUUUUCACCAAACCCACCAGCAAAAUCACUUCCAAAACCCUCCGAAUCUCUUCCCGAGCAUCACGAAAUUCGAAACUCGAAACGGGGUAUCUGACAAAACCUUGAUCUGCGACAUCGAUGGUGUCCUUUUAAGACCAUCCUCGAGCAGAUACUUCCACUCUUUCUUCCCUUACUUCAUGCUCGUUGCGUUCGAAGGCGGCAGCAUAAUCAGGGCGUUUCUCUUGUUGCUUUCUUGUUCUUUUCUCUGGUUUUUGGACGAUGACCUGAAACUCAGGGUUCUGUCGUUCAUAACCUUUGUCGGGCUCAGAGUCAAGGACAUGGACAACGUCGCAAGAUCUGUCUUGCCCAAGUUUUUCCUCGAGAACCUGAAUCUCGCUGUUUAUGACAUCUGGGUCGAAACCGGGUCCAGAGUUGUGUUCACAAGUUUGCCCGGAGUCUUGGUCGAAGGUUUUCUCAAAGAAUAUCUGAACGCAGAGGACGUGAUAGGGACCAAAAUGCAAGAAACGGAAAUCAUGGGGAGGAAAUUCUACACAGGGUUAGCUUCAGGGUCUGGUUUCGUUGUGAAGCAGAAAGCAGCCAUGGAGUUCUUCUCCGCCGACAAGAAGAAGCCAGAACUUGGGAUUGGAAACUCUUCAAGCCUUCAGGAUCAGCUCUUCAUCUCCAUUUGCAAGGAAGCUUAUCUGUGGAGUGAAGAAGAAGAUCAGGCCAAGAACAGUUCAGUACCGAGAGAAAGAUACCCAAAGCCUUUGAUCUUCCACGAUGGAAGACUUGCUUUCCUGCCGACACCGUUAUCAACGCUCUCCAUGUUCAUGUGGCUCCCCAUCGGCAUCUUCCUCGCCAUCUUCAGGCUCUUGACCGGCAUCGUUCUUCCUUACAGGGUAGGCCUUGCGAUGGCUGGUCUCUCGGGCGUCAAGACAACAUUCAAGACUCGGAACAGCGGUUCCGACCGGAACAAGCAGAACGGUGUCUUGUAUGUUUGCAACCACAGAACGCUGCUAGACCCGGUUUUCCUCAGCGUGUCGCUUGCCAAGCCAUUGACGGCUGUUACUUACAGCCUAAGCAAGUUCUCCGAGGUCAUAGCCCCCAUCAAGACAGUGAGGCUGAGGAGAGACAGGGAGAAAGACCGGGAAAUGAUGCUGAAACUGUUGAGCCGGGGAGAUUUAGUGGUUUGUCCGGAGGGGACAACCUGCAGAGAGCCUUAUCUACUGAGAUUCAGCCCACUGUUUGCUGAGCUGACAGAGGAUAUUGUCCCUGUGGCCGUGAACACAGAAGUGAGCAUGUUCUACGGGACAACUGCAAGUGGGCUGAAAUGGUUGGAUCCGAUCUUCUUCCUCAUGAACCCUAAGCCCCAUUACUGCCUACAAGUUCUUGGGAAAUUGCCAAAGGAGAUGACUUGUGGGGGUGGAGGAAGAUCAAGCUUUGAAGUUGCAAACUUUAUACAGAGAGAGCUAGCACAAGUCUUGGGAUUUGAGUGCACCAAUCUCACCAGGAAGGACAAGUACUUGGCGCUUGCCGGAAAUGAAGGCAUUGUCAAAUAAAACUGCAUUCUUCUCUUCUAGUACAUCAUCAUCAUCUUCAUCGUCAUCAUCAUUCAUUAGGGUUUUUACUUUCUAGCCAUUCUUCUUCUUUUUUUCUUCAAAAGUUCAUGACAUUUAUCUCUAUGUUUGUUUGAUUCAUUCCUAUAUUUUUUUCCACUGAGACAUCCUCAAAAGCUCUUGUUAUGUUAUUAGUACAUCAUCAGUUUGACUCUAAGCCCCUUAGAACAUAUUUUUCCGCAACUCCCGGGGUUAGUCAGUUAUGAUGUACACAAGUUUUUUUUGUAUAUAGUUUGUAUAUAUAUGCGUAUAUAUAUACGUAUAGAUUUUCUUGUUCAUGUUAAAAUACAAGCCCAAUA